AUGAGCUGCAGCAUGGAUCUGUACAGGAACAAUGAAGCCUAUACUUAUCAUCGCAUCACUUCUACGCCAACCAAAUAUAAGCAAAACAGAAACCGUCGGAAUUCCAUACCUCCAGCUCAAACUCCUAAAGGCAAGCACAUGUUGGCAUACCUCCCAAGGCUUGUAAUGGACACAGGCCGAUAUGGAACAUUUUCUGUAAAGUCAGAAACCAAGUUGUUACCCACAUUUGAGGAAGUACCACAGUCUCCACAAAGUGGAGAAUCACCAGCAUCUGGGAGUACCAGUGUCAUUUCAAUCUUGGGCUGCAAGGAUUGUGAAGAACACACAACUAGCAAUACUUCAGCACUCCUGCACUGUUCCAGUCCAGAUAUAAACUGGCAGCUAUCUGCACCCAACUCAACAAUAAAGCCCAGGUUAAGUGUGGCCACUGAUGUGGAUGAAUGCUCGAGAUGCCGUCAUAUAUUACCCAGAAAGGCAAUUUUGCAUGAUAUAAACACCAAGUUGUCCCCAGCAAAUGCUGCUAGCCUACCCAACCUCCCGAAUUACAGCCGCAAUAUACGACCUACAAAAAAUAUCUUAUCUGUUCCCACAUCUCCAAAGCAGCGAUGUAAACUGAUAGAUGACACCCAACAACUCUUCAAAAUUACAAGUCAACAGAAGCGACAGCGUUAUGUAAUGAAAGAUGGCAAAUGCCAGGUGAAUCUUGGUUACAUCGAGGAAAAACAAAGAUUCUUGUUUGACAUUUUCACAACAAUAGUGGACCUGAAGUAUCGGUGGUUUCUCUUUGUCUUCAUGAUGUGCUACCUUGUGACUUGGGUCAGCUUUGGAUUUUUCUACUUCUUGGAUGCUUACUUUAGAGAUGACAUCAACCAUGUGGGGGAUGUUGAUUGGAAACCUUGCUUAAAUAAUGUAGAUGGCUUCAUCUCUGCCUUACUGUUAUCUAUUGAAAGUCAAAGGACAAUUGGUUAUGGCUCCCGCAUGGUGACAUCAAAUUGCACAGAAGGGGUCAUUUUACUCAUAGCUCAAUGCAUUGUUGGUUCCAUGAUUGAUGCCAUGAUGGUGGGCUGUGUGUUUGUGAAGAUCUCACGGCCUAAGAAGCGAGCUGAGACUCUGAAGUUCAGCAAGUAUGCUGUGGUAUCACCCAGGGAUGAGACCCUUUGCCUGAUGUUUAGAGUUGGUGACCUAAGAGAUAGUCACAUGGUUGACGCAAAGCUAAGAGCCAAGCUCAUCAAAUCUAGGCAAACGAAAGAAGGUGAAUUCAUACCUCUCGAGCAGACAGAAAUUAACCUUGGUUACGACACAGGGAAAGACCGACUCUUCCUGGUAGAACCACAGACCAUAAGCCAUGUUAUUAAUGACACCAGUCCUUUCUGGGAAAUGUCUGCUGACUCCUUGAAGAGAGAACAGUUUGAAAUUAUUGUAAUUCUGGAAGGCAUUGUUGAAUCUACAGGAAUGACUUGUCAGGCUAGGACAUCCUACAAAGAAGAUGAGAUUCUUUGGGGUCAUCGUUUUGAGUCUUGCAUCUCCUUGGAGAAAGGUGCAUUCCGAGUUGACUAUAACAAAUUUGACAAGACAUUUGAAAUCCAGAUGCCACCAUGCAGUGCAAAGGAUAUACAGGAAGCAAAAGAAACAGAGACAAAUUACCUAUCCUCAAUCAAUCUAUACUGGGAUCAUAUAAAUCACUCCUGUGCCAAAGAGCAGGGCCAUAACUUCACUGGGAAUCACAACAUUGCAGAAGAAAGAAACAUGAAAGUCUUGGAGAAUUAAUAAAAAAUGAAAUAACUUGUGUUCAACAAAAAUCACAUUUUGAACUCAAGGGACAAAAAUAAAAAGGUCAACAAUGUUUAAAACACUCUGAGGCAAAAGUACCUGAUGUGUACAUUUGAA
Hypanus sabinus (Atlantic stingray) is the source of this 1887-nucleotide messenger RNA. RefSeq names its product G protein-activated inward rectifier potassium channel 3-like. The coding region runs from base 1 to 1767 and encodes 588 amino acids. Lineage: Eukaryota; Metazoa; Chordata; Chondrichthyes; Myliobatiformes; Dasyatidae. Gene Ontology annotation, cellular component: plasma membrane. The record is from RefSeq and is a predicted model, not a curated record. The transcript is spliced from 3 exons. Gene Ontology annotation, molecular function: inward rectifier potassium channel activity. Gene Ontology annotation, biological process: potassium ion import across plasma membrane; regulation of monoatomic ion transmembrane transport.